AUGCCGAAGGACAUGGUGAAUCGUAAGGAUGGCAGCGCAUCCAGCAUUAAUUGGAUUUGUCCUACUUUCAAAUGCAUGCAACGUCAAACUAGGAAGGAUUUAAACCCCCUUACGAAGGCCAAUCAGCAGCUUCUGAACUUCAGAAGAGUACCAAAUCCUCACAGGUGGACCGGUAUCUGUGCGUGUUUUCUGCUAGCGUUCGCUAACUUCACUCUACAGAAUCUAAAGGCAGGACAUCACGUGAACGGUAAGCGCCAAGAGCACAGCGAAGCGAGCGCCGCGCCGCGGCACGGUCGGGGGCCGGGCGUGACGUCUAUAGGCGCGCGGGGAAUACGCGGCAAGGGGGGCGGGGGGCACCGGAGGGUGUGGUGCACAUGCGCCGCCGACGCGUCGUCUCAAGGUGACCCCAUACUCGCUCGCCGUGCAAGCGCCCAACCCGCGCCGCACACUAAUCGGUUCCUUUCACUUCUGCACGAC
This is a messenger RNA of Iphiclides podalirius (scarce swallowtail), 477 nucleotides long. The record is from the annotation of a GenBank genome assembly. Lineage: Eukaryota; Metazoa; Arthropoda; Insecta; Lepidoptera; Papilionidae.